UUGUUUAUUUGAACUGUUUUACGAAUACGAGAGUGGUGUGGAUUUGCAAUUUUCAGCCAUUUGGGAUGGCCUUUUCCCAAUCGCUCGAUAUUGGUAACAGCACUUUGUUGAAUUUAGACAGCCAAGCGCGACAUGCCAUUACCCAAGGAUUAAUGGAGGAUGCGCAACACGACGCGCAAAAUCACUCAAACCAUUGUGCAGACGUUGUCGAAGUUAUACAGGAAUCUCCAGUACAUGAACAACGCUCCAAGCAGUAUGGGAAUGGCAUUGGCUUGUCUAUGUUCAGCAGGUCACGCACGCAGCGUCAACAAUAUCGCAGCAAUAAUAGUAAGACCACUAACGCAGAAGAUGUGGAUUCGAAGGGAAAAGAGCGACGUCGCCUGCGUAAAAGUAAAUCGGACUCCACACUUCCCAAACCCGAGUUGUCAACUGCAAAUUCCAGAGCUGAGAACUACACCGAAAUUUUUCGUAGUGGAUUCACGUUUUCAAUAGAAGGUGAUCAACAAAAAAGUGGGCUUGCUGAGGAAGUUUCAGUCUUGCGCGUUUCCCAAAUCGAAGCAGCAUUUGAAGAAAUAAAGGAAGAAAGCGAGGGAAUAGCUGAAAAUGUCGUAGAAGAUUAUGUUGAUCAUGAAAAGCCGCCCAAUCACGAUUUAGACGCCCCAAUAUUUUCUGAAGAUUUAAAAGGUAUCCUAGAAAAUGUGCAUAGUAUUCAAGUUGAAGAAGAUAUAGCGAAAUGUAGAAAAGCAGCAAAUGAACCAGAAGAACACCAAUUAGAUCUUAGUAGAUUUAUAUGUGCAGACUUAUCCAACUCAGAGAUAAAACAACAAAUAAAAAAAGAGCUUCAAAUUAGCCGCCACGAGGUUUCCAAAUUCAAUGAGGUAUUGGAGAAUACUUCGUUCAGAGAAGGCAAGAAUAACUCCUAUGCGCAGAAAGGUCUUCAAUCGAAGAAAACUUCAACAUCUGCUUUAAAGAUCCCAACUCCAGAAAAGAGCAAAAAUGUUACACAAGACUUAGAAUCGCUUAAACGUAUUAGUGCAUGGAAUUUGCCACAUAGUGUUUUACAGGAAUAUGAAAAGAAGGGCGUUGUUAAAAUGUUCGAUUGGCAAAUCAAAUGCCUAAGCAAUCCUAAGGUUCUAUUCGAGCACUGCAACCUCGUCUAUUCUGCUCCCACAUCAGCUGGCAAGUCACUGGUGAGCGAGAUUUUACUCUUAAAAACUGUUCUGGAACGUGGCAAGAAAGUACUCUUUAUACUACCGUUCAUUUCUGUGGUACGCGAAAAAAUGGUUUACCUUCAAGAUUUGCUAACUGUGGCUGGGUACCGCGUAGAAGGUUUCUUUGGAGGCUACACCCCGCCUGGCGGUUUUGAUAAUAUGCAUGUUGCCAUAUGUACCAUAGAAAAGGCUAACUCCAUCGUUAACAAACUAUUAGAGCAAGGAAAACUUGCCGACAUCGGCACUGUUGUGGUGGAUGAAGUGCACCUGAUAUCGGAUGCUGGUCGUGGAUACAUACUUGAACUUUUAAUCGCAAAGGUGUUGUACAUGUCACGCAAGUAUGGCAUCCAAAUGCAAGUAGUAGCAAUGUCAGCGACGUUAGCUAAUGUGGAAUUACUCAAGCGUUGGUUGGACGCAGAGCUGUUUAUAACGGACUUUCGCCCGGUAGCACUACAGGAGAUGAUUAAAAUCGGCAACAAGAUUUAUGAUAACAAAAUGCGUCUAUUGCGUGAUGUUACCGAACCCCUACAGGCUGAGAAGCAUCCUUUUCCUUCAUUGCAAAACGAUAAUGAUCAUGUGGCACAGUUGUGUAUUGAGACACUACUAGAAAGCUGUUCUGUGGUUGUAUUUUGCCCUUCUAAAGAUUGGUGUGAAAAUUUAGCUACUCAAUUGGCAAGCGCCAUACAAACUCUGAUCAACAGCAAAAGCAGUUGGGGUGAACGGUUACGCGAUCAAAUCAAAAAUGACGCAAUUGAAGAUGUAAAAAAGCAGUUACGUGAUAUCCCAACAGGUCUCGAUGCUGUGCUCGACAAAGCGGUCACGUUUGGCUGCGCAUUUCAUCAUGCGGGACUCACAAGUGAGGAACGCGAUAUCAUCGAGGCGAGUUUUAAGUCAUGCGCUUUGAAGAUAAUUGUCGCCACCAGCACACUAAGCUCCGGUGUCAAUCUGCCAGCACGUCGAGUAUUAAUUCGUACACCACUUUUCGGCGGCAAACAAAUGAGUUCACUCACCUACCGACAAAUGAUUGGCCGUGCGGGGCGGACAGGAAAGGAUACUUUAGGAGAAUCUAUUUUGAUUUGUACACCCGCUAAUGCACGCAUUGGCCAGCAACUGGUUCAAGAGGAUUUGAAGCCAAUAUAUUCCUGCCUCGAGCAAGAGAGUAGUACCCAUCUUAAACGCGCGCUACUCGAAGUGAUUUCUUCCGGCGUUGCUACAAGCAAAGAAGACAUUGAUAACUUCAUAAAAUGCACCCUUUUGUGGGCGGAAAAGCAACUCAGUGAGCAGGGAAAGGACAAAAGUGAAAGCGAUGAUGAACUUUUCAUAACGGAUGCCAUCGAUUUUCUCAUUGAGUAUGAAUUUGUGCGGCUCCAGGUCGAUAGCGAAACGAACAGGGAAAACUACGUGGCUACACGUUUAGGUCACGCGUGUUUGGCCGCAUCUAUGCCGCCUACCGACGGACUUAUACUCUUUGCCGAGUUGCAAAAGUCACGUCGUUGCUUUGUGCUCGAGUCUGAACUGCACGCUGUGUACUUGGUCACGCCAUACUCGGUAUGCUACCAGUUGCAGGACCUGGAUUGGUUGCUUUUCCUCGACAUGUGGGAGAAAUUGACACCAGCUAUGAAGAUGGUCGGCGAACUCAUUGGUGUGAAGGAGUCAUUUCUAGUGCGUGCGAUGCGUGGGCAGACGAAAUUAGACUACAAACUCAUGCAAAUACAUAAAAGGUUUUACACUGCCUUGGCACUGCAGGAGCUAGUGAAUGAGGUGCCCAUAAACACAGUAGCCAUCAAAUACAAAUGCAACCGCGGCAUGUUGCAAAGUCUGCAACAAAUGUCCUCCACAUUCGCAGGCAUUGUCACCGCUUUCUGCAACUCGCUCCAGUGGUCCACUUUAUCAUUGGUCGUAUCACAAUUUAAGGAACGCCUCUUUUUCGGAAUACAUCGUGACUUAAUCGAUUUGAUGCGCCUGCCGGACGUAAAUCAUAAACGCGCGAGAGCACUUUUUGAUGCCGAUAUAAAAACGCUUGUGGAGCUUGCAAAUGCGGAUGUGUUCGAUGUGGAAAAAGUGCUCUACAAUGCUUUGAGCUUCGACUCGGCCAAAAAGCAUGACAAUGAAGCCGAUUAUGAAGCAGAACAGCGAAACCAAGCGCGCGAUUUUUUCAUAACUGGAAAAGUGGGUUUGACGGUAGCUGACGGCGCGAAAUUGCUGAUAGACGAAGCGCGUAAAUUUGUGCAAUACGAGAUCGGCGUGGGCGCAAUUAAGUGGACUCAAGGUGAUACAAAUACAACAAAUGAUGCAGACAGUUUGCAUAUGUCCUGUGAAGGAGAUAGAAAUGAAACUGGAUUGAAACGUAAAAGUGAGAAAAGUUGCAACGAGAAAAAGACUUCAGUAACGCCACCGAAACUGAAGAGGCUGGAGAGCGACAACAGACAAGAAUUAUUGGAAGAGAAGCCGUCAACAAGCAAAGAAAGCCUGUGUGCUUUAAGGCAGCGACAACUGUUACUGGUGGAACAAAAUAAGCCAAUAGCUGGGAAAAAUAGAAAUCGAAGUAGCGAUGAAAACGAAAGAAAAACUGCUUCGAAACCCAGCGGCGAAGAAAAUGUGGCAAUUGCGAUUAAAAAAGAAGCUACAAUGCGACACAUAAAAAUGCAAGGCGAGGGAUCAGCUACAUCCCCUUUUAAAAAAAUUACCAAAUCAAGCAUGCCUCCACCGACCGCAGAAGACGUUAAGGAAAAUAUAAACAUUGCGUACGCUUCCAAUCAAAAUACAGUCGGGAAGACGGUUAAAGUUGUACAAAAUUUGCAGACAAACCAAAAUCAAACUAAUCAGAAAAAUAAAAUGCAUGAAAGAGAAACGAAAAUUGCGGCGCUAAAGUCAAAAAGCGCUGAUUCGGGCGUGAAACGUAAAUCAAUAGAAGGCAAAAGGUCACAAAAAUCACCCAUUGCCGAAACUAGAAAAAAUGGGUUCCGCAAAUCUGCCGAGAAUACAGGAACUGCAAUGCAAUUAUCUACUCAGCAACAGUCCACGAAAGAUUGCACUAAGGCUAAACCAAAUGCCAACGGUAAUGCUGCGGACAGACACACCCCUGUGCUCGUGAAUCACGUUACAAAAACCAAAAACACACCCAACUCUCACAGACAAUCGCCGCAAACAGGGCAAAUUUUGCAGUGCGCGCCUCGUCGAAGUCCACGCAACCACCAACGAAAUUCCACCAAUUCUGCAAAUUCUACUUCUGCGGCAAACACAGUGCCCCUCCCACAAAUAUCCACUACCGCUAAGCAUAUCGACCAAUCCCUUUUUAUGUCUGACGACUCUUUCGAGUUAAAUACGGGCAUUAAUGCGGCACUUGAGAACGCCGAUCAGUUGAACAAUCCUCCAGUGUUAACAACGCUCCAGAAAGACGAUGCAGACGAAAUUCCCGAAUCUCAGCAAAUUGUGCAAGAUGUGAUUGAUUCACCGGUGCCGGCGAAACACUCGGUGCACGCUUCACGUCUACUGCGCACAACACAACGCUUGAAAUCACAUAAGAGCAGUUUGACGAAAAACGAGUCCUCUACCGCCUCAAUGCCAUCCAGCUCAAUAGAGGUGUCUGAGUUAUCACUUGAGAGCUCGCUGCUUAAAAAUCCACUGCAAUUGAAUGCCUCGCAUAUUUUAAAUUGCUCGAAAGUUGACACAGCUUCCUCUAAUUUCAGUCGUCUGGAAGUGGUGGAUAUGUGUGGCGAUCAGAAACUCUUCAACGCCGCAUGCCACGAGCUCAUGGAGGUCAAACGUUUCGGCUUUUGUGUGGGCUUGCAGCAGCAAGAAAAUAAACGCAAGCCAUUAAUAGGUGGCAAUUUGCUAAUUAAUCAACAGAAAAGUGACGAUGCGGCGGAGGACGUUGCGACCGCAAAGGAGUUCCAAAUCGACGACAACGCCUAUCUGGCUGGUUGUGCUUUUGGUGUAACAGAGAACAUCGUUUAUUAUAUGAAUAUGCAGAGGGAAGGCAGCUGCAAAAAUGUGACUACGGAAAUGAAGUGCAAAUUUUUGCGCGCACUGCUAACUGCCAACGCCUGCACAUUGCUUUGCGUCGACGCAAAGGAGCAGCUGAAGAUUUUGUGCCGCAUUUUAGGCGGAUUCAAUGAGCUGCGCGUUGAAAUAGAAGACCCAAAGGUGGCAAAUUGGCUGCUGCAGCCGGACAAGUUCAUGAGCUUGCAUGAAAUGGCGCAACAAUUCGCCCCGGAAUGCGCCGCUCUUGCUGGUUUAUGUGGCAAUGGGCGUAACUACGGCAGUCACGGCCUGCAUACCGCCAGCUGCAUUUUGGCCAAGGUUAGAUGUUCAGUUGAAGCUUGUGUUACGGUGCACAUUCUAAAAGCGCAAAUUGAAAAUCUGGAGCGCAUCGGCACGGGGCAACUGUACAAAUUUUUCAAAGAACUCGAAAUGCCGCUGCAAAACUCGCUUUGCAAUAUGGAGUUGUUCGGAUUCCCCGCGAAUGAAGCUGCCCUGCGCAAAGUCUUCCAGCAGAUGCUGGAAGUGAUGAAAAAGCUGGAAUUAAAAAUAUACGAAAUGCAUGGCGGACGCUUCAAUUUAGGCUCCUCAUCUGCAGUGGCGAAGGUUGUUGGUCUGCAUCGUAAAGCCACCGGGCGCGUCAGCACUUCACGGCAAAUACUGGAAAAGAUCGAUUCGCCGAUUUCCCAAGCAAUCAUUUCAUAUCGAAAAUUAAGCACCACAUUAGCGAAAAAUAUACAGCCACUCCUAAAAUGUGUGCAAAAAGACAGAAUACAUGGCCAGAGCAUAACAUUCACUCAAACGGGGCGCAUUUCAAUGACAGAACCAAAUUUGCAAAAUGUGGCUAAAGACUUUGAAGUCAGUGUUGAAGGUGCCGAAGACGUUACUAUAUUUUGUCGCAGCGCAUUUUUUCCAACCGAAAGUGGGCAAUGCUUGUUGUCAUCUGAUUUUUGUCAGCUUGAAAUGCGCAUUCUGGCUCAUCUCUCGCAGGAUCCUGCAUUGCUGAAAGUGAUGAACACAACCCGCGACAUUUUCACUGCAAUAGCGGCGCGCUGGCACAAAGUAUCAGAAAGUGCGGUUUCGGAACAGUUGCGCAAUGGCACUAAGCAAAUAUGCUAUGGCAUAGUAUACGGCAUGGGCAUGCGUAGCUUGGCUGAAGCAUUGAAAUGCACAGAACAUGAAGCGAGCUCGCUAUCCCAGCAAUUUCAUUUGGCUUAUCCUGGCAUAAGAGCUUAUGCUGAUAAAAUAGUGAAAUUUGCACGCAACCACGGGUAUAUAGAAACGAUCACCGGUCGCCGUCGUUAUCUGGAGCAUAUCAACAGUGGAGAAUCUCAACAAAAAAGCCAAGCUGAACGCCAAGCAAUAAAUUCGACGAUUCAAGGUUCUGCGGCCGACAUAGCAAAGAAUGCUAUUUUACGCAUGGAAAAGAACAUCGAAAAGUACCGCGAGAAGUUGGGCAUUUCCAGCACAAAUGAGGUACGCUUUGUGUUGCACAUACACGACGAGCUGGUGUUCGAAGUGCCCGCAGAUAAGGUGAAAAAAGUGGCGAAAAUAUUGAGCCUCACCAUGGAGAAUUGUGUUAGACUCAGCGUACCACUAAAAGUUAAGCUAAAAGUAGGCAGGAGCUGGGGUGAGCUGAAGGAAAUUAAAUUGUAAUUUAUAAAUAGUAAAAUUUGUUAACAUUUGAAAAAUUAUUAGUUAAAUAUGAAACUUGCCUAGUUCUUCACUCCGCUCAUUAAGACGUACACAAAAGUUAGAUAUUUAUUUUAAUUUAUUUAAUGAACUUUCUACUUGAAUUGUAAGCUACUUUAAAUGCAAGCUGAUUUCAUCAAAGUUUGAUUGUUGUCAUGCAGUAAUUAUGUGCUACACCAAAAUA
Messenger RNA from Anastrepha obliqua, 7068 nucleotides. It is a transcript of the gene DNApol-theta, whose product is annotated as DNA polymerase theta. Gene Ontology annotation, molecular function: DNA binding; ATP binding; DNA-directed DNA polymerase activity. The record is from RefSeq and is a predicted model, not a curated record. NCBI's taxonomy places the organism in Eukaryota, Metazoa, Arthropoda, Insecta, Diptera, Tephritidae. The transcript has 16 exons. Bases 66 to 6848 code for a protein of 2260 amino acids. Gene Ontology annotation, biological process: DNA-templated DNA replication; double-strand break repair via alternative nonhomologous end joining.